Molecule: messenger RNA, 1862 nt
Organism: Cucurbita moschata (crookneck pumpkin)
Lineage: Eukaryota; Viridiplantae; Streptophyta; Magnoliopsida; Cucurbitales; Cucurbitaceae
Product: WRKY transcription factor WRKY24-like
Exons: 8
Coding region: 500-1720 (406 amino acids)
Biological process (GO): regulation of DNA-templated transcription
Molecular function (GO): DNA-binding transcription factor activity; sequence-specific DNA binding
Source: RefSeq, a predicted model, not a curated record
CUUCACUUGGGAAGCAUCAAAAUACCAUUGCUUUUGGGUGAUGAUGGAUAUCAAGAAAUGCAUGAAAAUGAUGAUGGUCGAAACAGGGUGUUUAAGUGCCCCUUUUUUUGAGGGGAGCUGGUCCAUGUGGUAGAAGGCGAACAAAGGAUAGCGUGCUUGUGUUAGAAGCGAGCAAGUGGGUGAACGAAUCACCAACCAAACGGGCCACUUGGUAACUAGGAGCAGCACAGCAGCCCCGAAGGUCGAAACAGGCCCUCUGCUGGUUGAGUUGAGGGUGAAGCAGGCUCCGGUCAAAGUCCGUGGUUUUGACCAAGAUGAAAAUGAUUAAGAAAAUAAAAUUGGAAAAAUUUCUUGUUCCACGCGGUCCAAUUCCAAUUUCCACGCUAGAGUUGAGGAGGAUCCCACCGACGGCCGUCCCAGACUGCCGGAGAGUACGGCACCGCCCAUUUCUUCUAAGUUCAGUUCGACUCCGAAUCCGAAUCCGCCAUUGUUGUCGGCCAUGUCUCAGCCUCUGUUCUCCCCUUCUUCCUUCUUCACUAUCCCUCCAGGGAUCAGCCCCACCCAACUUCUCGAUUCCCCUGUUCUUCUUACCUCCUCUAAUUUUCAGGCAUCACCGACCACCGGAGCAAUUUCGACCAGCCACCACCAAAAGAACAUGAAACAAGAACAACAUAACUUAGCUGAGUUCUCAUUUCCUCGUACAAAUCCCACAAAAUCAUCAUCUUCAUCAUCAAUAAUGUUUCAAUCGUCUUCAAUGCAGCAAAAUCAGGCAUGGGUAUCUCAAGCCGCCUUCAAUUUCCCGCCGGAGACCACCGUGAACGGCGGUUCGAAAUCCGACCAGCACCCACAAUCUCAACCAAAAAACAGAGCAUCUGACGACGGGUAUAAUUGGAGGAAAUACGGCCAAAAACUUGUAAAAGGAAGUGAAAAUCCCAGAAGCUAUUACAAAUGUACACACCCUACUUGCCCUGUUAGAAAGCAAGUCGAAAAAUCAUUGAACGGCCAAAUCACAGAAAUCGUUUACAAAAGUAAACACAAUCAUCCAAAACCAGAGUUCCCAAGAAGAUUAUCAUCGGCUUCUUCUUCUUCUUCUUCUUCUUCUUCUUCUUCAUGGCUAUCACAAGCUUUACCUCAAACAAUGGCGGUAGAGCCGAAGCAUUCAAUGGCCUCUGAUUCCGUUCCGACGCCGGAGAACUCUUCAACCAUGAUUGGGGAUGAUGAUUCCGAUGAACUUGAUGCAAAAAGAUGGAAAAGCGAGAGCGAGAACGAAAUUAUAUUGGUCGCCGGAGGUAAAACGGUGAGAGAACAGAGGGUUGUGGUUCAAACGAUUAGUAGGGUUGAUAAACUAGACGAUGGAUAUUGGUGGAGAAAAUAUGGACAGAAAGUUGUGAAGGGAAAUCCAAAUCCAAGGAGCUACUACAAGUGCACGUACGCAGGCUGUGGAGUGAGAAAGCACAUAGAGAGGGCGUCCCACGAUUUGAAGGCCGUUAUCACUACCUACGAAGGCAAGCAUAACCAUGAAAUUCCGGCAGCCCGCGGCGGAGGUAGCAGACCAGUCUCCAAUAAUCACGGCAACGACAACGGUCAUGCAUCAAACGGCGGCAGCGGUGACAUAUGGCCGAGUUCCGAGGUUUCUGGUGGCGAUGAUGGAUUCUCUAACAUGCUGUGGAGGACCAAAGAAGAUGCCGCCGAUGAGAUUUUCCGGUCGUUGUUAGACUGAUAAAAGAGUGUUCCUAGGUGGGACACUCGUGAAAGUAGGUUUAUGUUUAUAGUUUAAUUAAUUAACAUACAUCGAUAAAAUUGACAUGUUUAGUUAAGAUAUACUUACAAAUAUAUGCUUACACGUUAAUGAUUUGUAUUAA